UUUCCUUCCCCCUCUAGUAUUCAGCCUUAGGGACAAGCAGGCGGUUCUCCAGCCAUGAGCAACGAGCAGCCCAAGCCGCCCAACAAAGGAAAGUUGGAAAAUAUUACUACAAAACUUUUUCCACAAGCAGAUAAGAUCAGCUGUAAACCACUGUGGCAUCAGAACCUGCCUUCAUUCCAUCUGCGGCGAGAUCAGGACGCUCACGUUCCAGAGCAGUUCAUGAUAAAGAAUGAGCUGACACCAGGUAAGAAUAAACCUGGAUGUUUGGAGUGGAGGUGAAGUUGUAUAAAACCCAAAAUUAUUCAUAAAAUAUCACUUAUGGUUUCUUCUCUCUGUGAGGGAAGAUAAAAGUCUGGUUGAGCAUUGAGGAUUCACCUUUCUUCUCUUUUUUUUCUUCCAUAGAGGAAAGAGUUACCAUGUCUGGGCUGCAAACAUCUGAAUGGCCACCAGAUGGGAUGAAGGAGAUGACAAAUCUUUGCCGCCAUCUAAUGGUCAUCUUAUUUUUAUGGCCCAAAUAUGAUGGCCCUUCACGUUUCAUGGAUGAAGACUGAACUGGCUGGCUGGGCUUUGAAGGAAUUGUGUGGUGAUGAGGCAGAAUAGUUUGUGUAGGGAGGAAUUGGACAAAGCACAACAAAUGGCUGAGUUCUUAGGCAAAUUUGCAUGCCUUUCUUCUUUUCUCUUAGAACUGCCAAUGAAAAUUUGAUAAUUUAAUCAAAGUAAUUUAAUUUACUUACCAGGACAACUGAUGUUGCCAAGACCUGACAGUGAAAAUACAGAAAUCUCACAUGUGUGCGCAGGAGUGGUAAUAGUAUGUGUUGCAGUGAAUGAAAGAGA
Protobothrops mucrosquamatus (brown spotted pit viper) is the source of this 834-nucleotide messenger RNA. RefSeq names its product dynein heavy chain 7, axonemal. The coding region runs from base 55 to 279 and encodes 74 amino acids. The transcript is spliced from 3 exons. The record is from RefSeq and is a predicted model, not a curated record. NCBI's taxonomy places the organism in Eukaryota, Metazoa, Chordata, Lepidosauria, Squamata, Viperidae.